GCAGCGGAAGGGACGUCGAAGUCGACCAAGAUUGGAGCGACGUUUAAAGAAGGAGCAGUACCACCGGGGAGUUCGGCUUCUUGUCGGAGGACUCCCACCCUUCCGCGCGGCCCGACGAGGAAAAGCGGCGGCGCCAGGAAGCAGGUAUGGAGAGUAGAAAACUGAUUUCUGCUGCAGACACUCAAUACUCUGGCAGUCUGCUGAACUCCUUGAAUGAGCAAUGUGGCCAUGGACUCUUCUGUGAUGUUACUGUUAUUGUGGAAGACCGAAAAUUCCGGGCCCACAGGAAUAUUCUUUCAGCUUCUAGUACAUACUUCCAUCAGCUCUUUGCAGUUGCCAGGCAAGUUGUUGAACUGAGCUUUAUACGAGCAGAAAUCUUUGCAGAAAUUCUCAAUUAUAUCUAUAGUUCUAAAAUUGUCCAUGUUAGAUCAGAUUUACUUGAUGAGUUAAUUAAAUCAGGGCAGUUAGGAGUUAAAUUUAUAGCAGAGCUUGGUGUCCCAUUGUCACAAGUUAAAAACAUCUCAGGUACAGCUCAGGAUGGUAAUGCAGAAACUUUACCUCCUGGUUCUAGUGACAAGAACCUUGAAAUACAGAAGUCAAAAGAUGAAGCCCAAGAUAAUGGGGCCACUGUACUGCCUAUUAUAACAGAAUCUUUUUCCUUAUCUGCUGAAGAUUAUGAAACUAAAAAGAUUAUUGUAACCGAUUCAGAUGAUGAUGAUGAUGAUGAUGACGUCAUUUUCUGCUCUGAGAUCCUGCCUGCAAAACAGACUUUGCCGAGUAGCAAUACAGUGGCACAGGUCCAGCCUAACCCAGGCUCUGUUACUAUUUCAGAUGUUGCACCUUGUGCUAGCAAUAACUCUCCCCCUUUAACAGAUAUCACACCAACUCAGAAACUUCCUACUUCUGUGAAUCAGGCUACUCUGAGCCAAACACAAGGAAGUGAAAAAUUGCUGGUAUCUUCAGCCCCAACACAUUUGACUCCCAACAUUAUUUUGUUAAAUCAGACACCACUUACUACACCACCAAAUGUCAGUUCUUCACUUCCAAAUCACGUUCCUUUGAUCAGUUUACUUGUGCAGAAUCAGCAGCCACCAAACAGUACUAUUUUAAAAGGAGAUGAGGCCAACGAGGAGGAGGAAGAGGAAAUUAUAGAUGAUGAUGAUGACACUAUUAGCUCCAGUCCAGACUCAGCAGUCAGUAACACAUCUUUGGUUCCACAGGCUGAUAUCCCCCCAAAUACUACUUUUGAUGGAUCAUUGAUACAGAAGAUGCAGAUUCCCACACUUUUGCAAGAACCACUUUCCAAUUCUUUGAAAAUUUCAGAUAUCAUUACCAGAAACACUAAUGAUCCAGGCUUCGGAUCAAAACAUCUAAUGGAGGGUCAGAAGAUUAUUACUUUAGAUACAGCUACCGAAAUAGAAGGCUUGUCAACUGGUUGCAAGGUUUAUGCAAAUAUUGGUGAAGAUACUUAUGACAUAGUUAUCCCUGUCAAAGAUGCCCCUGAUGAAGAAGCCAGACUUGAGAAUGAGGUACCCAAAACAUCUGGCAGUGACACAGCAAACAAACGUAUGAAGGUGAAACAUGAUGAUCAUUAUGAGUUAAUAGUAGAUGGAAGGGUCUAUUAUAUCUGCAUUGUAUGCAAAAGAUCUUAUGUCUGUCUGACAAGCUUGUGGAGACAUUUUAACAUUCAUUCCUGGGAGAAGAAAUAACCAUGCCGUUACUGUGAGAAGGUGUUUCCUCUUGCAGAGUAUUGCACAAAGCAUGAAAUUCAUCACACGGGGCGAAGAUAUCAGUGUUUGGCUUGUGGCAAAUCUUUCAUCAACUAUCAGUUUAUGUCUUCACACAUAAAGUCGGUUCAUAGUCAAGAUCCUUCUGGAGACUCAAAGCUUUAUCGUUUACAUCCAUGCAAGUCUUUACAGAUCAGACAAUAUGCCUACCUUUCUGAUAGGUCAAGCACUAUGCCUGUAAUGAAGGAUGAUGGUAUUGGGUAUAAGGUUGAUGCUGGCAAAGAACCUUCAGUAGGGACCACAUCUUCUCAGAACAAUCCAGUGACCUGGGAAGAUAUUUUUAUUCAGCAGGAAAAUGAUUGUUUUAAACAGAAUGUAACAGAUGGCAGUACUGAGUUUGAAUUUAUAAUAGCAGAAUCUUAUUGAACUCCUUUGAAAUAUCAGAAAGUUUUGGUUUGGAUUAAGGGGUAGGGGUUUCAGAAGACCUGUAAAAUAA
Molecule: messenger RNA, 2223 nt
Organism: Choloepus didactylus (southern two-toed sloth)
Lineage: Eukaryota; Metazoa; Chordata; Mammalia; Pilosa; Megalonychidae
Gene: ZBTB33
Product: zinc finger and BTB domain containing 33
Biological process (GO): regulation of transcription by RNA polymerase II
Cellular component (GO): nucleus
Molecular function (GO): RNA polymerase II cis-regulatory region sequence-specific DNA binding; DNA-binding transcription factor activity, RNA polymerase II-specific; protein binding
Source: RefSeq, a predicted model, not a curated record